This is a messenger RNA of Xenopus laevis (African clawed frog), 825 nucleotides long. RefSeq names its product tachykinin-3 (gene tac3.S). The coding region runs from base 198 to 569 and encodes 123 amino acids. The record is from RefSeq and is a predicted model, not a curated record. Lineage: Eukaryota; Metazoa; Chordata; Amphibia; Anura; Pipidae. The transcript has 7 exons.
AGCAGGAUCUCAUCACCAAGGAUCCGUGUCUGUAUUUAAAGGCAGGAAUUGCAGCAGACUAUUGAAGGCAGCAACCAGCUAUCCAGCAGCAGCACAGCAGAGCGGAGCAGAGCAACGCUUGCACUUACAGAUACUGUGGCUGCACCUUUGUAUAGAAGGAGAUAAAACAAACCCUGUCUCUUAGAGCCAGUGAGAAGAUGAAGAAUUUGGCAGUUGGUCUUGUUGUUCUUAUUUUGGUGGCUGUGAGAACAUGCCGUGGAGGCUGUGGGGACUCACAAGUGGUGCAAGGUUCAACUACACAACUUAAGAGAAGUUCAGAUAUUUACAAGCUUCCAGCUUCCCUACUGAAGAGAUUUUACGAUGAUGAUUCAUUUGUUGGGCUUAUGGGCAAAAGAAAUUCUGAAUUCAAGGAAUUCCCUUCUCUGCCUUUAAAACGAGAAAUGAAUGAUUUCUUUGUUGGUUUAAUGGGGAAAAGGAAUUUACAGACAGGGAAUCCCACGGAGGAAGAAAAUGAAGCCCGACCCGACUCCAGAUACUCAGCAAAAUGUAGAAUUAAGUUUAGGAUGUAGUGAUCAUCUUCUCAACCAUUCUUAAGAUUCCGGAUACCAAACAAUUUAAAUUUCUUCUUAUGUACCACUGAUACAAAACCCACCUGUAUUGCAAUAUCUUACAAAAUCUUCACGAUAUAAUGUAUCCAGCCAUACCCACGUCUAUCAUUACAACAUGAUGGAUUAGACAGGAAUGCAAAGGGGCACCAAUUAACUCUCUGUUACUCUACAGACCCACUCACAUUCAAAUCUUUAAAUUUAAAUAUGAUGUAAAAUA